GUUAUUUAUUUAAUUUAUUUUUUACUGGAAGCAAUCGGCAAAAAAAGGAAAAUUGGCUAUAUAACUGGUUCUUGCAGGGAUGGGGAAAGGGUAGACGAUGGAACGGGAAGAGAAUCGAUUUGAUACGCAGUCUUCGGUCUCAUCGGGGACUGAUUCUUGCCACUUUUCGCUCUUGUUCGAUCCAAAUCAAUAGAACAAGAACCAAACGAUCCAUUGUGAGCUACGUAGGUCCGUGAAACGCUCGGAUCGCCCAGUUUGAUUCGUUCACUUGCGCAUUCUUGUUGAUUUGUUUGACAUCUUGCUUGCUGCUUUGGGAUACAAUGCUGAUCUUGAAGUUUGCAUUUGCUUCUUCCACCGGUCCGCUAUGGAUUCGCAAAUUUGGGAAUUAAGAGCUUAUCGUAUAGCAUAUUAUUUUGAUGGUUUCUGGUCAUAUAUCCUAAGUAAUUUUGUUGUGCCCGAUUAAAUCCGUGAUGAUCCUAUAUGUAUCACUUUGCCGAAGUGGGGAUUGUAGAUUUGGUGUGUGCCAGAAUGGUAGGAGAAAACCAUUUGCUUCAAUUCGCUAUAGGGGAUCAGAUAUAGGAUAGUCUAUAAGCAACAUAGUCCCAAUUUUAUAGGGAAAGUUUCGUUAGAAAAUAGUUUGUAGUAGGAUUUAUAAUUGUCCAAAAGUGGGAACUGUUAUGAACAAUAGUAGUGGUUAGGCAAAACAACACCCACAUUGGAAAUAAUGGGGCUUUCCCAACUAUCAGCUGAACUGCCUGAUGAGUCAAAGGCAACAUCGAAUCCAUUUUUAACCAAUUCUCAAUUUGAUUAUAUUACUAGCUGCGCAUCAGGUGUUCCACUUGAAGGAAACACUGCUAGUGGUAGUUCUCGUGCUUGUACAUUCUCAUCCAUCGAUGAUUCUCAGAGAAAAACCAUAAUGGAUCUUCCAAAGCUCACAGAUGGCUUGUUCAAGUGUAGACGUGCCACCAAUGCAGAUAUGGAUAUUGAAUGCCUGAAAUUUGAUUUAACUGAUGCGAAUUUGCAGAUGCCUAUGAGAUUGGAUAACACUAGUCAGAGACCAGUGAUGAGGAUCGUUGGUUUUGAAUCAAGUCGUUUAGUUUCAUAUGUAAAUGGCUCUAAUAAUGUCAUAGAAACUCAAACUUCUGAUGCUCAAGAUGAUUAUGUCACCUCAAGGCCUCAGUUGAGGAAAAGGAUAUUAUCUCCUCAAAGUACCACAGUUAGUAAACACUUCCAUAGUGAUCCUAUAGAUGUUUCUUCUAGUAACUAUCAAAUUGAUUCACAUUGCUCAACUAGGAAAUGUAGCUUCUUGUCGUUCCUAAAUUCAAAGAAAACCAAUUUGGAGUGUGUUGAUGUGUUUCCAGUUUGGCCUGUUUCGAGUUUGACCAGCUCUUUAGAAACUAGUAAAGAGACUGCUGAUGUUCUUGUUGAUGGCCCCUUGUCUGAUAAAAAGGUUCCAUUUUUUCAUUGUGCGAAGUUAUCAUCAUGGGAAGCUAAUCAAAGCAAAGAGACUACAGAGGUGAGAGUCGAUGCUGGAGCUUACCAAGAAAAUGCACCCUCAAUACCACCAACCAUGUCGCCUCUUGGACGUUUAUGGUCUGAAAGAAUGAAAACUCCAAGAGUUCAUAGGAACAUCUCAAAAGAGGAUGAAAGUGACUUUUUAGAUUGCAAGUCCUUCGAGGCAUACAAUGCUGUAAGUGUUUUGACAUUAUCAUCUGAAGGAAAAUGUAGCAGAGCGGAUAGAUGUCCACAUGAAAAAACAUCGCCUGAUGGAAUAGAUAUUAGUCCAAUUAGAAGGUUCCAGACAUCACAAUGUUUGCGUCCUAGAUCUGCCCCUACACCUCAAUAUAUGAAUCAUGUUAAAAGCUUUAGAACGCCUCCUGUAAGGAGGUCUUUGGUUGGUUCCUUUGAAGAGUCUCUCCUAUCUGGUCGAUUUUCAUCAGGAAAAACCGGUCAGAGUUUUGAUGGUUUUCUUGCCAUACUAAAUGUGACCGGUGGCAACUUCUCACCACCACCUCAGAGACUUCCUUUCGCAGCCACUAGUAUAGAUGAUUACAACUCAAUGCUGUACUAUGCAUCAAUUGAUCUUGCUGGAAACUUGCCAUCAAACAAGGGAAGAGGCCCCAAGUUAAAACGAAGUUUGAGCAGUAAUGAAGAUUCUCAGGCAGCCAAAGGCCGCUUGCGUAUACCUAUGAAAGGCCGAAUACAACUGGUUCUCAGCAACCCUGAGAUGACUCCUCUUCACACAUUUUUUUGCAACUAUGAUUUGAGUGACAUGCCUGCUGGUACAAAGACAUUCGUUCGUCAGAAGGUCACACUGGCUUCUCAUACAUCCUCAUCUACUUCGAAAAAAGGAAGAGGAGUUGCUGAAGUCAAACUUCACUGCUGUUUUCAUGGUAACAAUGAUCAGCCGAAUGAGAUGGCAAACAAAUCAAAUGGCAGAUGGGAGAUUGACUCCAAGUAUCUAUUAUCUGAUAGCCAUUCGAGACUAUUGAAUCAGUUUGAUUCGGUAAUGAGUGACAAUCGUUUUGAGGACGAUGGCAAGUUGACACCUUGUCGAAUGGAUAUCUCUAGUUUAGCGAGAACCGAAUCUGCUCAUAGCUCUCCCAAGAUCAACAACAGGGGCACUGGUGCUCUUCGUUAUGCAAUGCACCUACGCUUCCUGUGCUCCCCUUACAGGAAAGAGUUGAAACUAAUACAUAGAUGUAAAUCUGAUCCUUCCUCACUUCCUGGUUGCGGCAGAAGCACUUCCAAUCAUGAUGAACGUCGCCACUUCUACCUCUAUAAUGAUCUUAGAGUUGUUUUCCCUCAGAGGCAUGCAGACGCAGACGAGGGUGAGCUGAGGGUGGAGCACCAUUUUCCAGCCAACCCAAAGUAUUUUGACAUCGGCAACUGAUAAGGUUCAGCAUUUGCCAUCUCAGUUAAGUUCGAUAUCGCCGUGCCCUUGUUCAUCCUGAAUCAACAGCUCCUUUCUUUGUAUUUUGUUGUUGUUGUUGUUGUUUAUCAUCCUUCCUAUUUGUACAGAAACUUGUUCAUUUAUUUAUGAAAUUUUCAUUCCAUCUGCUUGAUGGUUGUUG
Molecule: messenger RNA, 3074 nt
Organism: Zingiber officinale
Lineage: Eukaryota; Viridiplantae; Streptophyta; Magnoliopsida; Zingiberales; Zingiberaceae
Exons: 7
Coding region: 725-2893 (722 amino acids)
Source: RefSeq, a predicted model, not a curated record